Messenger RNA from Malassezia sympodialis ATCC 42132, 1665 nucleotides. Its product is annotated as U3 small nucleolar RNA-associated protein 15. Gene Ontology annotation, molecular function: protein binding. The record is from RefSeq and is a predicted model, not a curated record. NCBI's taxonomy places the organism in Eukaryota, Fungi, Basidiomycota, Malasseziomycetes, Malasseziales, Malasseziaceae. Gene Ontology annotation, cellular component: nucleolus. Gene Ontology annotation, biological process: rRNA processing; positive regulation of transcription by RNA polymerase I.
AUGGAGUAUCAGCGGCUCCGGCUGCAGCCCCCCUCGGCGGCUGUGUCUCCCUUAAAGACACAGUCUGAGUCACUAUACUGGAGAAACCAGUUCCAGUCUCCUGUUUUCUUGAAAGAGUUCGCGCCUGUCACCUCGAUUCACUUUGUCCCGGCGAGCCAUGCCACCGACGAGGAUGUCGCCUCCAGCGGCUCUCUAUCUGGCGCCCGGGGUCGCUUUGCUGUGACAACAGGCACACGUGUACAAAUUUACAGCAUGCGGACGAGUCGCGUGGUCAAGACGAUCACCCGGUUCAAGGAUGUGGCCCGCAGCGCUCAUUUCCGUGCGGAUGCCCGUCUUCUGGUGGCCGGUGAAGACACAGGUGCGGUGCAAAUUUUUGAUACAAACUCUCGAACCAUACUGCGCUCUUUCCAGGGGCAUCAGAUGCCUGUCCAUGUGUCCAAGUUUUCACCUGAUGUGGCACAGGUUUUGACAGCGUCGGACGAUCGGACUGUGCGCUUGUGGGACAUGCCAGAACAAAAAGAACUGCGUCGCCUCGAUUCACACACAGACUAUGUGCGCGCCGGUGUCGUGUCACCCGAAAACCCCAACAUGAUCUUGUCCGGCUCCUACGAUAGCACCGUUCGGCUAUGGGAUCUCCGUAUGGGUGAACACGGUGGUGAAGCCAUGCGCAUGGAGCACGGAGCUCCGGUGGAAGACGUGAUCAUAUACCCCACUGGUGGGGGUGGCAUUGCUGCUAGUGCUGGCGGCCCCGUUCUCCGGGUCUGGGACUUCAUGAGUGGGGGUCGGUGUAUGCAUGCCAUCUCGAAUCACCAAAAGACCAUCACGAAACUUGCCCUGUCCGUGGAUUCAGGAGCUGGAUUCACGUCGGACCAGAAUAGCGGUGGUAUGCGCCUGCUGAGCGGUGGCUUGGACCAUCUCGUGAAAGUGUAUGAUCCUGCCCAGGACUAUCGCGUCACACAUACCAUGCGCUACCCCGCCCCUAUUCUGAGUCUCGCUGUGAGUCCCGACGAAAGUCAUAUUGCUGUGGGCAUGUCCGAUGGGACACUGUGCAUCCGCAAGCGUGUGCUCAAGGCCAGUGAGCUGGAAAGCCGAGAGCGUCGGCGCGCGGCGUUCCGCACUGGCGCGUACGAGCACUUUUUGGACGCAGGGCAUGGAAGUGUUGGGCCAGAGCGAGCAAGUGCUGCGACACGCACAGACGAGCUAUCGGUGGAAUCCACGCGUCGGCAGCGUUUGAAGCUAUACGACCAGCUGCUCAAGGCUUUCCGGUACCGUGAUGCUCUCGAUGCGAGCUUGCAACAGGGUGUGCCUGCUGGAGUGACGUUUGCCCUGAUUAUGGAGCUUAUUCGGCGCUCCCCUAGCGGACAAGCGGACGGCCUUCGGCGUGCCAUUUCUGGACGCGACGAUGUGACCCUAGAGCCACUUCUCCGGUUUCUAUUGCGGCAUGCGACUAACCCCCAAUAUACAAGCCUGGUGUGCGAUGCCUUGACGAUCGUCAUUGAAACUUAUGCAUCGGUCCUAGGCCAGUCUCCUAUCAUUGAUGAUCUAUUUGGGCGCAUUUGGAGCAAACUGUCUGAGGAGAUGCGACUCCAAAACCAGCUCUUCCAAGUAAAUGGUGCUCUUGAGAUGAUUCUCGCGCGCUCUGCUCUUGGUGCAGCCACCUCGUAG